Messenger RNA from Osmerus eperlanus (European smelt), 4083 nucleotides. RefSeq names its product tax1-binding protein 1 homolog A-like. The record is from RefSeq and is a predicted model, not a curated record. NCBI's taxonomy places the organism in Eukaryota, Metazoa, Chordata, Actinopteri, Osmeriformes, Osmeridae. The transcript has 18 exons. The coding region runs from base 213 to 3173 and encodes 986 amino acids.
CUCAGCACCAGAAGCACCCCGGAAAUGACAGCAUACUUCUUCUUUCAGGAAGAGCAUCUUCACUGACUCAGUACGUCGUUGACAACAACAGGGACCGAACUCAAUAAUUACAACGGCUGUCUGUCAGCUACAUUUUGGUUAUACAAAUUACCAUUGUAGCUGUCCGGGAUUCAUACGUUCACGGGUCAGACAAAUGAAGUGAACGACAGGAUAUGAUGUCAUCAUUCCAAGUGGUGGGUUCGUCCCCCAAUAGCAGUGUUGGCGUGAUGGAAACAUCUAAUUUCGCUCACGUCAUCUUUCAGAACGUGGGGAAGAGCUUCCUGCCCCAGGCUCCGCUGGAAUGUUGCUAUACCCUGACACCCUACCUCGCCCCCAAUCCCAAAGAUUGGGUGGGCAUCUUUAAGGUGGGUUGGAGCACAGCCAGGGACUACUACACCUUCCUCUGGUCUCCCAUGCCAGAGGACUAUGAACCUGGUAGCACCGUACACAGGACCGUGGUGUUCCAAGGCUACUAUGUUCCCAAGAGUGAUGGGGAGUUCUACCAGUUCUGCUACGUCACCCACACGGGGGACAUCCGAGGCGCCAGCACGCCCUUCCUGUUCCGCACGGCCACGCCCACCGAGGAGCUGCUCACCGUCACCGAGGACGACAGCAACUCCGACAUCCUGGUCGUCACCACCAAGAGCGGCCUGCUGGAGGAGGCACAGCAGGAGCGGCGGGAGCUGCUGAAGGCCAUGCACCUCCUGCAGGAGGAGAAGAAGCUGCUGCUGGAGGAGCAGAGGCGUCUGGCCAGGGAGAGGGAGCUGGAGAGGGAGACAUGCAGCCUCCUGCGCACCCACAACCAGGAGCUGCUGCGCUCCUCCCAGGGCCUGUCUGAGGAGCGGGAGGACGUGAGGAGGAGGCUGCAGGCGGCCACGGAGCGCGUGCGCCAGCUGGAGGAAGACCUGCUGGGCGUCACCCAGAGAGGCCUGCAGAAGGAGACCGAGCUGGACUGCAUCAGGGAUCGUCUGAAGAAGCUGCUGGUGGAGAGGGACAGCCUGGAGAGCCAGCUGAAGAACGAGAAGGACGAGAGAGAUCUCUACAAGGCCCACCUGCGCAGCACGGAGCAGGAGAACACCAAGCUGAGUGCAGAGCUGCAGAUGCUGAAGGCGGUGGAGCUGAACAGGGAGGUGACCAUCGCUCAGUUCCAGGAGGAGCUGGACCGCCUCCGGUCCUGCGUGGCCCAGAGAGACAGCCUGGAGAAGGAGCUCAGCACACACACUGCGGACCAGUGUGCGCGGCAGGCCGAGGUGGCGCGCCUGCGCGAGCUGCUGCGUCAGGCCGAGGAGCAGCUGCAGGCGUCCCGCCAGCAGGCGGCCAUGUUGGCGCUGGAGCUGCGCGACUCCACCAGCGCCCGCGACCGCACCAUGACGGAGCUGUACCGCGCCCGCCUGGAGGCCGACGCCCUGCGCGCCAGCCUGGUCGACGCCCAGGCCGAGUGCCAGCGCAUGGAGACUCAGCUGGACCGCAUGAGGAGCGCCGCCCAGCAGGAAGUGGGCGUGGGCACCUCGUCAGAGGGCGUGGUGUCGGAGGCGGAGGCCGAGCUCCAGCGGGAGGUGGAGGAGUUGAAGCUCCGCCUCCACAUGGCGGCCGAGCACUACAAGGAGAAGUACCGGGAGUGUCAGAGGCUGCGCCGGCAGGUGGCCAAGCUCGGCGAGGCUCAGGGGGAGUCCAAAAGAAAUCCUGGGGCUUUGACACUUACUCCCAGUCCGGAGUCACCUACAAGAGGGAGCCUGGCUGUUGCUGUGCUCCAGGGAAUGACUGAGAAGACCUGUGCUCCUGAACCCGACACGGAAGAGGCGCUCACACACACCGACACACUCUCCAACACACACACAGAGGAGGAGGAUAGACAGGGCGCCGGGGUUGGAGAGGGGGAGAGUAAGGGGCGGGGAGGAGAGGAGGUGGGAAGAGACGUAGGUGCAGGAGAGGCGAGGGGGAAAGAAGGGAACUUGGAGAAGGAAGAGAGGCAUGAAGGGAGCGUGGGAGAGGAGAGCUGGAGGAUGGGGAGUUGGGUGGAGGUGGAGAACGAGAGCAAGAGCGCGGAGGAGAACGACGAAGGAAGGGGCGUGGUGGAGGAUGAGGAUGGGAGGAGCGUGGAGGAUGAGGAGGGGAGGAGCGUGGAGGAUGAGGACGGGAGGAGCGUGGAGGAUGAGGACGGGAGGAGCGUGGUGGAGGUGGAGGAUGGGAGGAGCGUGGAGGAGGUGGAGAUGAUGGGGAGGAGCGUGGAGGAGGUGAAGAUGAUGGGGAGGAGCGUGGAGGAGGUGGAGAAAGAACAGACCCGCUCGGUGGAGGAGGAGCUGGCGAGCAUGGAGGAGAAGUGGAGGGAGCAGUGUGCCAUCAACGAGACCCUCAAGCAACGCCUGGCCAAUGAGGAGGAGCGCUUCAGAAUCCACAUGGCCGAGCGGGCCGGCGAGGUGACAGAGCUCAAGCACAAGCUGGCUCAGGCCCUCAGAGACAAGGAGAAACUCCAGGAGGAACUGCAGCAGUGUCUGGAAAGACAGAGGGAGCGUGAGGAGGAGGGGUCAGAGGUCAAGCAGCCCGUGGUGCUACGCUACCCCCUCCCCUACCCCCAGGACCCCUCCCCUCCACCACUGGUGCCACACAGGCCUGCAGAGCUGCAGUACGGAAACCCCUACUCUGCUGACUGCACCCGAGACGGAGCAGAUGGCGCCCUCUCCCCUGAGCAGAUGCCCCGGCCCCCCCCGGAGGCCCCUACCUGCGCCCCCCCCGCCUCGGCCCCGGGGGCCACCUGGGACAGAGGGGUGGUCUGCAUCCAGCCCUCCCGCAGCAUGAGCCCCCCCGACGGCCUGGAGCACCCCCCUGAGGAGCCCCGCAACGUCGGUGACGGGGCUCAGCCAGCGUGCAAUCAUCAAGCUGGCCGACGCAACGAAGGAAGGAGCAGCUUCUGCUUUGACUCCAGUGGGGCCGUGCACAAGCGCUGCCCGCUGUGCGAGGUGAUCUUCCCGCCGCACUUCGAGCAGCGCAGCUUCGAGCAGCACGUGGAGAGCCACUGGAAGGUGUGUCCCGUCUGCUCCCAGCAGUUCCCCCUCGACUGCCAGCAGCAGCUCUUCGAGAGGCACGUGCUCACGCACUUCGACGGCCACGUGCUCAACUUCGACAACAUCGAGUAGAGCGAGGGGGGGGGGGGGAUGUUGGUUUGAGUCAAAUAAACGGGUCUAAGGUGAAAGUAUUGCAGUUGUUGGGAUUAGUAUGUUUGAGGUCUAAGACCAACUUCAUUAUUUCAAAACCCAGUCUAAAAUCCACUUUAUUUAAGACUUAGAAAGGGUCAGAGUGAUUCCAGGUGGAUGUAGACCAGAUGGUGAUGGCUCCACCGACCUCUGAACCGGGGCUAGAAGGGAGGCCAGGCUCCUGGCGGGAGCUUCUUGGUUUUUCGUCUCAUGAUUAUGAUGUCAUCUUUCUGCUUCUGGAGACGCUAGCGUUAUUCACCACUGCAUGUGUUUAGUAUCUGUGUAGGAUUCACCUGUUAAUACCAGUCAGUCAAGUCUGUCAGCACUUUCCAAACUUAGCUUCUUUAUUUUACUGUUACAGCCACGUCUGUGGGUCACACAGGUAUUAGCAGGCAGGGGACCCUGGCCACGAAAGGUCAAAGAUGCUGUAUUUAGUACUCUGUGGCUGGUGGGGGUUGUAGUCUUGGCUGACUUCCAAGCCAUUAAACUGUAUAGAGAGCCUAACUAAAAACUCUAUGUUGAGCAAAGAUGUCCGACUUUUUUUUAAAGGAGGGGAUGAAAAGAAGGAAAUAGCACUAGGUUUUAGUUUAUAUCUGCACUAAAGAUGCUUUAUUCUGAAUGUAAUGUAUAUAUGAGAUGUAUAACUUAUGGAGCAAAAUGUGUGAAAUACUGUCGUGACCCCACCCUCCUCUCCUCAGUGUGUUCCCUCAUGUUUUAGUAAUGACAGAAUUAUGGACCAAUGAUGUUUUACUUCCUGGUGUAUUCUAAAGCCCUCCCCUGGAGUGUUAUCCACAGUUGAUUGGAGGAGAGGUAUUUGAACAUAUAUUUGCAAACUGAAAAUCACUGCUAUGGA